Messenger RNA from Lycium barbarum (goji berry), 1539 nucleotides. Its product is annotated as protein yippee-like At3g11230. The coding region runs from base 165 to 551 and encodes 128 amino acids. Lineage: Eukaryota; Viridiplantae; Streptophyta; Magnoliopsida; Solanales; Solanaceae. The transcript is spliced from 5 exons. The record is from RefSeq and is a predicted model, not a curated record.
UCAUUUUCAACAAGAGAGGAGUCCACUGUUUAUAAAAUACUCCUUGUUCACCGUUCUCUUAAACCUUUUCAUCUGCUCUUGAGUUAUCACCACUAACUACAAUUACGAGUGUUACAGCAUCAUCUCUGCUUCAAACUUUUUCUUUCACAAGAAAACUUUCAGGGAUGGGGAAUUCCUUUCUCCUUGAUUUCAAAGUGUCUGAUCGUUUCUACAUAUGCCGUAUCUGCCAAACCCACGUCGCUCUCUGCCAAGAUUUCAGCCUCAAUUACUCGCCAGUGACGGGGGUGAAUGGAGGUGUAUUUGAUGAAGUGGUGAAUUUGCAUGUAAACGAAGCAGAGAAGCAGAGGCAACUUGGUCCUCACACGAUAGCAGAUGUCUACUGUAACAAAUGCAACAAUCUGCUGGGAUGGAAAUUUAUUGAAGUAUUUGAAGAGGAUCCAAUCGCAAGAAAAGAGCUGGUUAUGUUGCAAAUGGGGAAGCUGCAGGAAAGGAAUGGAAACCAAAUAGAAGAAGCAGUGGAACCUAAAGCAACGAGGAGCAUCAGUAAUUGAAGAAAUAUAAAACCACCAUAGAAGAUUCUUGCAAGGAUCUCUCUCGAAGAAAUCAAUUAACUUCUAAAAGAGAAAAUUCGGAUGGUCUUUACUUUGUAAUUUCCAUACUUUUCAUAAGCUUUUUCUAAAAGAGAAAAUUCGGACGGUCUUUACUUUGUAAUUUCCAUACUUUUCAUAAGCUUUUCACGUUUCCUCUAUGUACCCUGAUAUGGCACUGCGACGUUCCACACCUGAACAAAAGAAGGGAUUCCUACACUAGUUUCAUUUUUGCUAAAAGGGGGUUAUACACCAGUUCUAAACUACUGAUACACAAUUCGGCGAUGUUUUAUGUUGAAACUGGUGAUAGUAUUGUUAUCAGGCUGCAAGAUUGUAGCCUCUGAGUACGGAUUUAGUGCUGUUUAGCAUCAGUUAUUGUAUGAAGUUGCAACUUUGAUUGAACAACACUAAGGGAUUCAUCCACUAGUUUCUUUUUGUUAAAAGGGAUUUAUACACCAGUUUAAACUAGUAACACACAAUUCGGCGAUGGUUUCUAUUGAAACCGCGAUAUUAUUGUUAUUAGACAUCACGACUGUAGCUUCUGAAAAGGGAUUUAUACUCUGAUUCUAUGGAAUCAAAAUUUCAUUCCUAAACUCCAUAACCAGGAUGACCCAUUGUAGUCUAUUCAACUUGGCUUUAUAUCCUCAUAUUUAUCCCGGUUCUUUGAUCUGAACCGCUAUGUUUUAUUUUCGUGAACCUGAUGAAGCUCCAAAACUGUAACUACACCACUCAAUAAUCAAGGACCAACCUGGCUCAUAAGCACAUUUUCCUGCGUUCCCAGCCUUGGUCAAAUAGAUUAACAUGAAGGCGUUGUAUUGGGGAGCCAGGGGUUGCCUGUAGUUUUUUUUUUUUUUAAAUCAGGUAAAAGUAUUUAAAAGAAAGGUACCGAGACGGUAUACUAAAUUACAUCUGAAACAGACAGACCCUACAAGAGUAACGGAUUACAAUUUUC